Molecule: messenger RNA, 805 nt
Organism: Halteromyces radiatus
Lineage: Eukaryota; Fungi; Mucoromycota; Mucoromycetes; Mucorales; Cunninghamellaceae
Exons: 2
Coding region: 25-633 (202 amino acids)
Source: RefSeq, a predicted model, not a curated record
CAAGGUCUCCUGUCAAUAACAAGAAUGAGUUCUUCAAGAGACUUUGUAGAAUCAUAUGUCAAAGAUAUCAGUCAAGAUACUGAAGCUUACUUGGCACAACAACAACCAAAUUAUGAUGCAGCCAAAACGGCAAGUAUAGCAACGCCACCACCUACACAAGCAACAAAACCUGAUCAACAAAAAGAAGAAAUACAACCUACCUCCCAAUUCUCUUUCCAUAAAGCAACCACUAAUCCAAUGGCCUCAGAAAAUGACUCUAUUCCACAACAACAACAACAACAACAACAACAGGAACCUAAAGUGGUAUGGACUGUGCGUGACUUUACAGAUCAACGACAGGAAAUUCAUGAUACAGCUUUAGUGAAUUGCUCUGAUUUACAUAUUGACUUGAUGCAAUGUUUUCAACAUGGUAGCUGGUGGGACAAGGCCAAGAUGUGUGAAGAUCAAAAACAACGCUUUUGGAAGUGCUUUCAUUCUCAAAAGAAUUUCUUGAAAGCUGCCAAUUACAAGGGACCUAUCAGUACUCCUGAAGAAGAUGAUACGGUUCUUAUGCAAGCAAUCAAAUUACGUGAUCAACAAGACGCUGCUGAUACUACCAAAGAAGACCCCAAUAAGCACACAGAAUCUUCUUGAAAAUGUGAUGAUCGUUUAGUUAGUUUUUGUAUAUAGAAUUGUAGAUUAGAUGAACUCAAUAAAAAUAUCCCCUUAUAUUGAAUGACACUGUUUAUUCUAUGUAUAUUAUCCAAUGACAAUCACUUUUAUCUUUCGAUUAUCAUUUCGGAAUAAGGUCCGCGCCCUCAUUUGU